Molecule: messenger RNA, 1047 nt
Organism: Trichosurus vulpecula (common brushtail)
Lineage: Eukaryota; Metazoa; Chordata; Mammalia; Diprotodontia; Phalangeridae
Gene: SLC35G6
Product: solute carrier family 35 member G6
Exons: 2
Coding region: 1-1047 (348 amino acids)
Source: RefSeq, a predicted model, not a curated record
AUGGUGAGUGUUGCCAUGUACCCCUCCUCUUUGACCCUGGAUGACUUCACCCAACCAUCACCACCCCCCUCUCCACCAGGGGAGGCAAGGGAGGAGAGCCUACCCUGGCACCAACGAUGCCGCCCCACAGAUGCCACCAAAGGGCUGCUUGUGGCACUGCUGGGUGGAGGCCUUCCUGCAGGCUUUGUGGGGCCUUUCUCUCGAAUGGCCUAUCAAGCCUCUCAUCUACCCUCCCUUGAGCUUCUCCUUUGCCGAUGCCUUUUCCACCUUCCCAUCGCCUUGCUCCUCAAACUACGAGGCUGUCCACUACUGGGGCCUACAGGUAACCGACACAGAGCCUGGCUCCAUGCUCUCCUCAACGUUCUCAGCAUUGGCUGCGCCUACAGCGCUGUCCUGGUUGUACCUGCUGGCAAUGCAGCCACUGUCCGAAAAGGCUCCUCUACCGUCUGUUCUACACUCCUUGCUCUGUGUAUGGAGAGCCAGCGACUUAGUAGCUAUGACUGGUGUGGCCUGGUUGGCAGCAUCCUGGGCUUACUUAUCAUUGUGGGCCCAGGGUUGGGCACUCUACAGGAGGGAUCAGAAGGGGUCUACACAGCCCUAGGCUACGUGUUGGCUGUCUUGGGUGGCCUGGCCCUUGCCCUGGGGCUUUUGAUUUACAGAUCCCUGGAUUUCCCUUCCAGCCUACUGACUGUGGCAUUCCUCUUUGGAGUAGUAGGGGUGAUGGGGGCCUUGCCAGGGCUCUUCCUGUUGCAGACACCCGUGAUACCCCAUGACCCACUGAGUUGGAGCUGUGUCUGGGCCGUUGGGGUCCUGGCCCUCGUUUCAUUUGCAUGUGCCAGCUAUGCUGUCACCAUGGCCCACCCAGCACUGGUGUGUGCUGUGCUACAUUCUGAGGUGGUGGUGGCACUGAUGCUACAGUACUAUGUACUCCGAGAGACUGUGACACCAUCUGACAUCAUGGGGGCAGGAGUUGUGUUGGGUAGCAUUGCCAUCAUCACUGCUCAGAAUCUCAGUUGUGAUCGGGAAAGAGAGAGUCUUAAGGAAUGA